AUGGGAGCCUCCAGUGAUAAGGUAAACGGGGACGUCCUGGGAUUGGUGAGGGGCCCUGCAGGUCUGUUGAUGGGACAGGCGUCUCUCCUCUCGGAGCUGCUGGUGUUCAUGCUGUGUGUCGUCAUCUCUCUCUGCCAGGAGGAAUACUCUGGAUACCACUCAGGUGAGGAACGCACCUAUGAAGGCUCUGUAGUCGACCACUAUGAGAACUCAGCCUCUCCUCAUCCAGAGUAUCUACCUGAGCCGACUCACAGCUACGACGAGGACCAGCGGCCUGAGGAGGGGUACUACGGCCCCUACGGUGCCGGCCCCACCCAGGUCACCAUGAUCACUGAGGAGUCCUUCCCCUACGCCACCACCACCGAGUCCCACUACGCCAAGGAGGACACGGAGACCAUGGAGGUGGGAUGGUCGGGGGGUGAUGCAGCUCUGGGGGAGGAGGGGCCGACAGAGUGCGACUGCGAACCCGGAGAACCCGGAUUCGCAGGCUUCGCGGGACCAAAGGGAUCCAGAGGCCCGCAGGGUAAAACCGGUGAACCGGGAGCUCAAGGCAGAGAGGGAUAUAAAGGAACCAAAGGGGUUCGGGGAAGAGGAGGAGACACUGGGCCAGUGGGUGAUGUAGGACCUGAAGGAGACGACGGAGCUUCUGGUUUCUCUGGAGCCAUGGGAGAACCUGGACUUCCAGGAGAUCCAGGCGAGUCGGGAGACCUGGGUCUGAAGGGCGACUUCGGUAUGGAGGGACCCCGCGGAGGAGUCGGGGUUCCUGGUGAGACUGGCCCUCGUGGUGAUGUGGGGCCUGCAGGCAAAAAGGGAGGUAAAGGUAUCAAGGGGUCUCAUGGUGAUGACGGCAAAGAGGGUACCCAGGGACGGGAUGGACAGAAGGGUCAGACCGGAGCGCCCGGGUUUCCAGGUGACGUCGGCGAGAGAGGCUACACUGGUUAUCCUGGACAGCCGGGAGGCAUGGGACCCAGCGGAGCAAAGGGCGUGAAAGGUUUCGGCGGCGUGCCCGGCAGUGACGGUGACCCCGGAGAAGACGGUCCCUUAGGAGUCCCGGGGACGAUCGGAGAGCCGGGGGCGUUUGGUCCCAAGGGCAGCAGAGGGGAUCGCGGUGUGAGAGGUCCUCGGGGCAGAGUGGGCGCUGUGGGACGUGAAGGAGAGCGAGGAGACGCUGGAGUACCAGGGAAGCCAGGGCCGAAGGGGCUGCAGGGCCACACAGGGGCCAAAGGUGAGACGGGGCCUGAUGGAGAGAAGGGGGCAGCAGGCAAGAAGGGAAUCAAAGGAGGAAAGAGUGAAAAGGGAAGCGUGGGUGACCGCGGAGACAAAGGACAGCGUGGACCGAAAGGUGCAGUCGGCCGCGACGGUGUCCCCGGUCCCGUGGGUCCGCCCGGCAUCCCAGGAACCAGAGGAGAGCGCGGUGCGAUCGGCGACCCGGGUGUUAAAGGCCGCCCGGGACCCAAAGGAGUCCCAGGUCCCUCUGGUCCUGGUCUGACUGACGAGCAGGUCCUGCAGCUCUGCAAAGGUGUGGUGACGGCCCAGAUCUCCCAGUACGCCGCCUCCAUCCGGGCCAAGUGCUCCCAGGGCUGCCCCAUCAACAACCGCACCCUCAUCGGGCCCCCGGGGGUCCCAGGACAAUCAGGACCAACAGGCAAACCUGGUAAAGCAGGAAAAGCCGGAGCCAAAGGAGCCAGAGGAGUUCAAGGCGACAGAGGACUGGAGGGACAGGAAGGAGCGCCGGGUGACGGAGGUCAAAAGGGACCUAAAGGCAGCGCAGGUGAUCCAGGUAAAGGCCUGCAGGGACCCGAUGGACCACAAGGCAUCAGAGGUUUGCCAGGUCACCCGGCAGAGCCCAAAAACGGCAUGGAGGGUCCCCGUGGUCCUCGCGGCUUCCCCGGUCCAGUGGGUACACUCGGCAUGCUCGGGAUCGCAGGCGUGCCGGGAUUUUGCGAGGCGCGGGACUGCAGCAUUCACGCGCCGGUGAUGCGCAAAGAGCAGGGUCUGGUGAAAGGACCCGCCAGCUCAAAAAUCUGAACCUGAACGCGAGCGACAGAGACCACUGUGAGAUUAUAGAGGGUCUGAGAUUCACCUGGUGGCUACGCCGAAAUUCUAUAGUCCAGCUUUUAAUGAAAACUGUUUUUAAUAUGUUUAUGACAAAGGUUUUUAAAAGCUGUGACUGAUUCUGUCGUAACAUUGACUCCUGAAAAUGUCAGUGGGCUGAGUAUAAAACCCUGGAGCACUCCGCCGCUGAGAAAUGUUGAACUCAGACAAAGACUUUUCCAUCUGAGCCGGACAAAGCUUCGAGUGAACAUUCAACAUUUUAAAGGUUUUAUAUUCAUAAAUAUCUAAACUGUUGCAGUUUUUACUGGGAACAAUUUGGUUGAAUGUGUUGUAAUUUGAUCAAAACACAAAGAGUAAAUGAUUCCCCACUGAAUCCUUCCUUCAGUUUAAUUUUUGUUUUCUCUUGAUACCUGAAAUCACUAUAAAAAUAAACCAAAAAAAAAGAAAGAUGCAAUGUAAAUAUUUUGUAAAGUAUCUCAAAUACAUGUACUGUGCUCUGAAAUAUGUUUCAGAUAAACGGAUGUUUUUUUUUAUCUGAGUCUUCAGUUUGUCAGUCGUCACAUUUUUAAGAUUGUAUUGCACUUAUUAUUGUCAAAUCCAUCAGCAAACAACAUCAG
This is a messenger RNA of Seriola dumerili (greater amberjack), 2672 nucleotides long. RefSeq names its product collagen alpha-1(I) chain-like. Bases 1 to 2028 code for a protein of 675 amino acids. Lineage: Eukaryota; Metazoa; Chordata; Actinopteri; Carangiformes; Carangidae. The transcript is spliced from 26 exons. The record is from RefSeq and is a predicted model, not a curated record.